Molecule: messenger RNA, 1553 nt
Organism: Coregonus sp. 'balchen'
Lineage: Eukaryota; Metazoa; Chordata; Actinopteri; Salmoniformes; Salmonidae
Source: the annotation of a GenBank genome assembly
UUUAUUGGACGCCGGGGCAAUGGCCAGGUGGUGUCUCUGAGUAGGAACGGAUGUAUCUUUCUGUCUGUGGCGCAGCAUGAACUGCUGCAUGCCUUGGGCUUCAACCACGAGCAAACACGCAGUGACCGUGAUAGCAAUGUUCAGAUCCUGACUCAGAACAUUAUUCCUGGUUAGUGCUUUCUACGUCCAUGGAUGCUGGCUUUAUAAUAUUUAUUUUUAACAUAAUUUCAUAGGGAAAUAAUGAAUACUAUGGUGUACAAGAUAUGUAAAUAUUAUUCCUGAAAUCUUAGUAAUAUUUUAAUAACUUUAAUGGAAAAGCCUUAUUAAACUAUUUACAGUGUACUACUAUUUGAUAAUAAUAAUAAUAAUACAUUAGUAUUGCAUUAUUUGUAAACAUGUAGAAACAUUGAGAAUGAUUUAUAAGAAUGAUAAGCUUUACAAUUAAUAAGCAUUUACAACAUUCAUAAUAAUCUGUAAAGCAUUUCUUAUCAUACAUUUUCCAUCCUAGGAAAGGAAUUCAAUUUCAGAAAGAUCAACACGAUAAACUUGGGGACUCCAUAUGACUAUAAUUCUGUCAUGCACUACUCAAGGUAAAUUGAGGAAAUUAAUAUAAAGGUUUUCUUUACUGCAAUAACAGCUGUAAUGUUAGAUGGCUAAAAUAAGAUAAUUUUCCCUUUCAUAGUCUACUCAAGUCAUCCUCUAAUUUCAAUUGAUGGCGUGAGAGCUUUUCUGCCCUAUGGUUCCAGGUUUGCCUUCUCCAGGAACAGACAGCCCACCAUUCUUCCAAUCCCUGACAAUAAUGCAGUUAUUGGCAGGCGACUCAGAUGAGCCCCAUUGAUAUUCUGCCCAUCAAUAGUCUCUACAACUGCAGUAAGUGCUAUUUUAAGAAGACCUGUUUAUCAUAACUGUGAAGAAUAAGAGUUGUGAUUAUUGUAACUGCCUGUAAGCUUCACCCCACCGUUGCUCAAUCAAUUAGAAAUAUUUGUGAAUAUAGUAUUUGAAUUGAAAGUUGUGUUAUUCUGUUUUUAUACUGUUAUAAAUGGGUGUACAGCUUAUUUUUAAAGCCUUGAGCGAUUAUAGCAUUUAAAUCUUGGUGGGGCAAACAACAAAAUGUUGUGGGGGAUGCAUGCCAGCAAAGCAUGACUGUAAACUCUCCUUCCAGACUCACAUUAAGCAUCUCCAAUCCAAAGUUAAAUCUAGAAUCGGCUUCCUAUUUCGCAACAAACCCCUUCACUCAUGCUGCCAAACAUGCCCUCGUAAAACUGACUAUCCUACCUAUCCUUGACUUCGGCGAUGUCAUUUACAAAAUAGCCUUCAACACUCUACUCAGAAAAUUGGAUGUAGUCUAUCACAGUGCCAACCGUUUUGUCACCAAAGCCACAUAUACUACCCACCACUGUGACCUGUACGCUCUUGUUGGCUGGUCCUCACUACAUAUUCGUCGCCAAACCCACUGGCUCCAGGCCAUCUAUAAAUCACUGCUAGGCAAAUCCCCGCCUUAUCUUAGCUCAUUAGUCACCAUAGCAACACCCACCCGUAGUAUGCGCUCCAGC